CAGACCAGAGGAACUCAGCGAAGCAUAGAGGAGAUUAGACUCUUACUACUACUACUACUAUCUUCGAACUUGAGAAACCGUAAAACAACACCGUAAUGGCGGCCGUUUACGUCGAUGAGGAGGAGGUCUGGAAAUGUCUCAAACACCCUUCUAAGCGCCGGAAAACCGGCAUCUGCCACAUUUGCCUCCGUGAGCGACUCGCCGCGCUCUGCCCCGAUUGCGGGAACGUCCGCCCGUGCCCCUGCUGCGCCACCACCUCCGACUCUUCUUCCUCAUCCUCCGACGGCGUCCGCGUCGCCAAGAUUCUCGAGAGCGAGCCCUCCUUCCGCCGAUCCCGCUCCGUCGCGAUCCCGUCCUUCCUCCGCUCCAGCUCCCGCUACGUCGGCAGCGGCGGCCGCCGGGUCGACCUCGCUGCUCCCUCCGACCGGCCGCCGAAGACGCCGUCGUUUUGGUCUAACGUCUUCCGCUCGUCGCGGAGGAGCCAGCCCGGAGAUUUCGGCGUGCAACCGGAGCCCGCGGUGAAGAAGUUUGGUGAGAUUGAAGAGGUUAGAGAUGAAGACGAGGCGGCGGAGAUGAGGAGGACGAUGAUGAUGAGAUCGAGGUCGGUGGCGGUACCGAUGGUGUCGAACAAUUCAGGUUCCUCCGGGAAGCCCCCGGUGAAGGGAAGAGGAUGGCAUUUUCCGAGUCCGAUCAAGGCAUUCCGGCAUUCCAAAAUCUCCAAGAUUGGUACUGAACGGUCGCCUGUGUACAGAGGUUAAUAGUUUUUACUAUAAUCAUUUAACAGCAAAGGAAACUCCUACUAAUAAUUUUACUUUUUUUUUUCUCUUCAAUUCUUUUUUGAGUUUGAAAAGGGCAUUUGAUCUUUCUAAUGGUAAUAAUUUCAUUGUAAGCAAGCACAGCUAUCAUGUGCUGCAAAAUUAAGCCAUUUCAAUGAUUGUGAUUAUCUUUGUAAAGUAGUAAUUUUUGGUUAGAGAUUAUUAUUAUUAUUAUUAUUAUUAUUAUUAUUAUUAUUAUUAGAAUUUCAUUAUAAAAGUAGUUUUUUUUUCAGCAAUCAUAAAUCAGGUUGUAAGUGGUAACGCUCUAUGAGAUGUGAAUGUGUCGAGAUUUAGGCACGAAAUAGCGGAUUUUGUUGACGAGUUUGUGUUUAGCAUAUAGCCGUCUUUAUUAACUGGAAAAAAAAUUUGUAGAGAGUCAAAGCUAAUUAGAUCGGUCCACAUGGCACGUGUAUGUAAUAUCAAUCAGUGUGUGUUGAAUGUAAAAAACGAUAGUUUAGUGGUACUAAAGGGUUUGGUUUAAUUUUUCAAAAAUGAUUUUGGUGUACUUUGCAAGUCUUGUCCAGCAAUUAGGGGAUGUGGAUGUCCGUAAGGACUAGCCGACUAGGGUCCCAGCUUUAUGUCAUUUCGUUAGUUAGAGGAUUAGGGGAUGGCACGUAAUGGUGAUUGUGGUGAAGAUGUAAGGUUGGCUUUCGUUUAAGGUCCACGUAUCUUAAAACUUUUCUUUACUCAAUAUAUUAAAGGCAAGUGUUUGGGUUAAGAGGAAGGUUCGGAUGCAGCAGAAAUCAUAUCGACUCAAAAGAUUUGACGUUCUAUGUUUUUUCCUAUCAAAAUGUAGAUAAAACGUCAUUGUAAACUCACUACAUAAUUUUGUAGUUUGAUCGCUCUUAUAGAACGUUGCUAGUUGAAUGUAAUAAUGUAUAUGGAUUCUUGAAACACAGUUACGCAAAUGUCUACUCAUUUCG
Messenger RNA from Argentina anserina (silverweed cinquefoil), 1738 nucleotides. RefSeq lists its product as uncharacterized. The transcript has a single exon. NCBI's taxonomy places the organism in Eukaryota, Viridiplantae, Streptophyta, Magnoliopsida, Rosales, Rosaceae. Bases 96 to 758 code for a protein of 220 amino acids. The record is from RefSeq and is a predicted model, not a curated record.